UGGUAUAGUAAUUGUGACUUAUUCACACUAUAUACAUUUGGCUUCCGCAACAGUCCAAAUUAAAAGAACUUCAGCUUGGCAGCAACAUGUUUUCUGGCUUAAUUCCUGAUGAAAUUGGUUCGAUCACCAGUCUUGAAGUUUUUGUACUUUUCAACAAUUCAUUUCAAGGAAAGAUUCCAUCUUUUAUAGGCAGACUCAGAAGUCUUCAUCACCUAGAUCUUCGAAAGAAUCGUUUGAAUUCAACCAUUCCUUCUGAGCUUGGCCUCAUGUGUACUAACCUCACCGUCUUGUUUUUGUCAGAGAAUGUGUUGGAAGGACCAUUGCCUAUAUCCUUGUCUUCUCUGACCAAGUUAUCUCAAUUGGGUUUGAACGGUAAUAAUCUUUCUGGUGAAAUCUCAUCGUAUCUCAUCAGCAAUUGGACUGAGUUGAUAGCUUUGAUGCUUCAUAACAAUUCCUUUACUGGAAAAAUUCCACCUGAAAUCAGUCAGUUGAAAAGCCUCAAAUAUCUUUACCUCUAUCUUAACAAUUUCACUGGUUCUAUUCCCUAUCUGAUUGGAAACUUGCAAAACUUGUUAGAGCUAGAUGUCUCUGAAAACCAUCUUUCAGGCACAAUACCUCCAACCAUUGGAAACCUGACCAAUCUAACAACGCUGCAUCUUUUCCCGAACAAUCUUAGUGGAACCAUUCCUCCUGAGAUUGGCAACUUGACAUCACUGCAAACCCUCGACAUCAACAGCAAUCGGCUUAGUGGUGAGCUGCCGGACAGCAUUUCUGACCUCAGUUGUCUGAUGUUUUUUUCUGUAUAUAGCAAUAAUAUCUCAGGCAAUGUCCCAAAGGACUUUGGAAAGAACAGUUCUCAAUUGUCCACUGUCAGCUUGUCAAAUAACAGCUUCACUGGUGAAGUACCUCCUGGAUUAUGCAGACAUUUUGCUCUUGAGGAGUUGAUAAUAAAUAGGAACAAAUUCAAUGGGAAAUUACCAGAUUGCUUGAAAAAUUGCACAAAGCUAAAAGGAAUAAGGCUUGACGACAACAAAUUAUGGGGUAAUCUUGUAGAGGCAUUUGGAGUGCACCCGAAUCUUGUUGUCCUUUCUCUUAGUGACAACCACUUUUCAGGUGAACUUUCACCUGACUGGUGGAAAAGUGAAAAUCUCACAGUACUAAGAAUGGAUGGAAACAAAAUUACCGGUGUCAUCCCUUUGUCUAUUUGCAAUGUGACAUCACUGCAAACUCUAGUUUUAGCAAGAAACAAUUUGAGGGGAGCAAUUCCACAAUGUUUGGGUAAUAUCAACAGCCUCCGCAUUUUGGAUAUGCACCACAACAGUCUUUUCGGGACUCUUCCAACAACCUUUAGCGCUGGCAGUGUACUCAAAAGUUUCAACUUGCGUGGCAAUGAACUGGAGGGGAGAAUUUCCCGAUCUUUGGCUAAUUGCAAACAGUUGCAAGUUCUUGAUUUAGGAGAUAAUUACCUCAAUGACACAUUCCCGAUGUGGUUGGGAACUCUUCCAAACCUGAAAGUUUUAAGCUUGAGAUCAAAUCAAUUGCAUGGGGCCAUUAGAACUUCAAGGAUCAAAAAUUUUCCUGAGCUUCGAAUCAUAGAUCUCUCUUACAAUGCCUUCACGGAAAACUUACCAACGAGCUUGUUUCAACAAUUGAAAUCCAUGAGGACAAUUGAUCAAACAUUGAAGGAACCAACAUAUAUUGGAGAUAGGUAUUACCAAGAUUCUGUAACACUUGCAACCAAGGGACGAAAUCUUGAACUUGUUCAAAUUUUGACAGUUUACACCGCUAUUGAUCUUUCAAGUAACAGAUUUGAAGGACAUAUUCCAAGUAUUAUGGGAGAUCUCAUUGCACUUCGGUUUUUGAACUUAUCUCACAAUCGGUUGCAAGGUCAUAUACCGAAUUCACUCGGAAAUUUAUCUGUAGUCGAGUCACUGGACCUUUCAUUUAAUCAGCUUUCAGGAGCGAUACCACAACAACUUGCUUUUCUUACGUCUCUUGCAUUCUUAAAUCUAUCCAACAAUCAUCUCCAAGGAUGCAUACCUCAAGGACCUCAAUUUCAAACCUUUGAGAAUAACUCAUAUGAAGGUAAUAAUGGAUUACGUGGAUUCCCACUUUCGAAAGGUUGUGGCAAAGAUCGGGUAUCAGAGACAAAUAAUACUGUAUCUUCCUUAGAUGAUCAAGAAAGCACUUCUGAAUUUCUCAAUGAUUUUUGGAACGCUUUUCUUAUGGGAUAUGGUAGUGUACUGUGUAUCGGAUUGUCCAUAAUAUAUUUCAUGAUUUCAUCUGGAAAUCUGAAAUGGCUUGCAAGAAUUAUUGAAGAACUUGAGCACAGAAUUAUUAUGCAAAGGCGAAAGAAGCACCAAGGAUGAUUUGAUUUCAGAACUUCAGAUGUCAAGGAUAAGAAGACGUUGGCGUAAUGGAUUUGGCUAUUCCUAUGUUCACUUUUAAGCUUUAUUUUGUGUCUGCGUU
This is a messenger RNA of Nicotiana tabacum (common tobacco), 2469 nucleotides long. The record is from RefSeq and is a predicted model, not a curated record. NCBI's taxonomy places the organism in Eukaryota, Viridiplantae, Streptophyta, Magnoliopsida, Solanales, Solanaceae.